CCUUCAUCGUGACUACCCAAGUUGUGGUUCGGUCACAGUUCAAAGCUAAAACUAAACCCCACACGCACCCGUUUAACACCAAACAUUAAACCCAAACCCUAAACCUGGGAAUUUGAGGACGAAUGAAAUUUCCUCUGUCUUUUGGAUCUUCCAGUCGAGCAUUGAGUAUUUGCUUGCCCCUUCUUACUGUUGGGAAUUCCACAGUUCACUCCCUGAACUUAUCUUGACGUGAAUUUAGAGGUCGGGAGCACUUUUGAAAGCGUCUGCGUUGAUCCCAAUUAGAUUUCGGAUGACAUUUCGCAUGUUCAGGCCCUCGGUGGGAAUGCUCCGAAGCCCAUCUUUGUCCUCGUAUUCUCUUGUGUGAGCUAUGGCGUUGCUGCACAGCUCUUCGCGCCUUCUUUUUCAUACUUCGAGCAUUCUUUAUACUCUCAAUAACCGGAAGGGUGAGAAACAAAGAUCAAGCCGGGGAAACUCGGUCGUAAUGUGCCUUGCGAAGGAUAGUCGUCAAGAUCUAAAUGGAGAGACUGUGGCUGUGAUAGGAUUAGGGGUAUCCGGACGCUCAGUUGUGAAGUUAGCCUUGUCUCGCGGAGCAAAUGUGCUGGCUUUGGAUUCAAAUCCUUCAUGUGUCCCGCUGGAGGAAGACUCAGGUUUUGAAGGAUAUGAUCUGAAUCGAGUUCAAACAGAACUUGGCCCACAUAAACGAGAGACCUUGCUUAAGGCUUCACAAUUAGUCCUCUCUCCUGGCGUGCCAGUCACACAUCCUGACAUUGCUGCUGCUAUUCAAGCUGGCGUGCCAGCUUUUUCAGAAUUGGGAUUUGCAGCAGCUGCCCUACCAGGAAACAUAAAAGUCGCAGCCGUCACAGGAACGAAUGGCAAGUCCACAGUUACCACGUUUACUAGCCAGAUUUUAAGAAAUGCAGGAGUGCGGACAUUCGUAGGGGGCAAUCUUGGCACUCCACUUUCAGAUGGUGUUUUGCAAUGUCUGGCAUUCCCUGCAGAGGAUCCUCCUUUUAGUGUAGCAGUAGUGGAGGUGAGCAGUUACCAGUUGGAACUUCCUGGUUCUUUUCACCCUAAGGCGGCGGUGAUACUUAAUUUGACACCAGAUCAUUUGGAAAGGCAUAAGAGCAUGGAGGCAUAUGGCUCGAUAAAAUGCCGAGUAUUCUCGCGCAUGGAAGCUUCUGAUGUUGCCAUCAUACCUCAGUCUGAUGUGUUAUUGAGGCGGUUGGCUGCUAUGAGUGGGUCACAAGCAACCAGAGCAUGGAUGGGGGGCCUUCCUGGUGUACAGUUGGACAAGGAUGCUAGAAGGGCUAUUGUUGUAGUGCCAACCACAGGUGUUGAGGCACGCCUUUACCUAAGUAGUCUUCAAGCUGUCGGAACGCACAAUGCUCACAAUGCAGGAACAGCAGCUCUUCUUGCCCUAUCUUUAGAUGUUGGACUGCAGUCAGAAGAUAUUCAAGCGGCUAUUCCCCACUUAAAGGCUCCUCCACAUCGUAUGGAAAUUGUGCAUCAAGACGACCAAGGGGUGGUGUGGGUGAAUGAUAGCAAAGCCACGAAUGUGGAUUCCACUUCAGUUGGCAUAAGAAGCAUUGUGGGAAAGAAAGCAGUGGUGUUGUUAGGGGGCCAAGCAAAGGUUGGAGUAGGAAGCGGAGGACUUGGAUUCGGUGUUCUAGUUGAAUCCCUACAAUCUCAUCGGGCUGUUGUACUUUUUGGAGCAUCGGGCCUUGCGAUUGAACAGGAGUUGCGUCACGCAGGUUUGAGUAUCACAUGCACAUAUACAGAACUUUUUGCAGAUGCAGUGCAACUUGCUGGCUCUUUGGCACAACCUGGAGAUGCUGUUCUUCUGAGUCCUGGCUGCGCUAGCUUUGACCAGUUCAAAAAUUUUGAGCAUCGUGGGCAAGUUUUUGCCGACCUUGCAAAAGUGGUAUCUACUUGAUGUAAUCCUACAAUAUUUAGGAUACUUUGUAUACAGGGCAGCGGUUGUAUUGAGUGAUCUUAAAUGAGCUCAGUGAGGUGAAUCUAUUGCAAACAAUAGCAAUGGUAGUCAUCUCCACUAAAAACCAUCUUGCAAAAUUCGUUCGUAACAAGUUCACUCAGUGGCUUGACGUUUGGGGAGGCAUUUUUACUAGAUAAUACUACAGGAUUUAUUAUCUAGUAGAAUUUUGUAGAAAAUGGGCUGAAGAAAAAAUCACCAAUUGGCAAUGAUAAACUAAAACUUAAGUGUAUUUUAUUAAUUAAUCUUUAUUUAAAUUA
Messenger RNA from Physcomitrium patens, 2250 nucleotides. RefSeq lists its product as uncharacterized. Gene Ontology annotation, molecular function: UDP-N-acetylmuramoylalanine-D-glutamate ligase activity; ATP binding. Lineage: Eukaryota; Viridiplantae; Streptophyta; Bryopsida; Funariales; Funariaceae. Gene Ontology annotation, cellular component: cytoplasm. Gene Ontology annotation, biological process: cell division; regulation of cell shape; biosynthetic process. The record is from RefSeq and is a predicted model, not a curated record.